ACUACUUCCGGUGGUGGCGUGGUCGGCCACUGGAGAACUCAGAAGAACACAGCUGUGCGCGCCCAGAGGCUCUGGGGGCGGGAGAGGAUAAGUCGGAAGGAGGGGGCGGGACCUACACCUCAGGAAAGCCGGAGGAUUGGGGCACGAAGCGGGGCUUUGGUGACCCGCAAAGGGCGAGGCAUGCAGGAGGUGGAGGAAUUAAGUGAAACGAGGAAGGUCGUUAAUCAGGACCCUGUGGGCGAGGCCUUAAGGGGCGUGGUCCUUGUCUGGGCGGGGUCUUUGGGCGCCGACUAGGCCUGGUUCUGGGUGGGCGGGGCUGCUGUGGGAGGUGCCUGCUGUGGAAAUGCCGGCCCGCGCGCUUCUGCCCAGGCGCCUGGGGCAUCGUACUCUAGCCUCCGCUCCUACUCUGUGGGCCUCUAUCCCGUGCCCUCGCUCUGAGCUGCGCCUGGACCUGGUUCUGCCUUCUGGACAGUCCUUCCGGUGGAGGGAGCAAAGUCCUGCACACUGGAGUGGUGUACUAGCGGAUCAAGUAUGGACACUGACUCAGACUGAGGAGCAGCUCCACUGCACUGUGUACCGAGGAGACAAGAGCCAGCCUGGCAGGCCCACACCAGACGAGCUGGAGGCCGUGCGCAAGUACUUCCAGCUAGAUGUCACCCUGGCUCAACUGUAUCACCACUGGGGUUCCGUGGACUCCCACUUCCAAGAGGUGGCUCAGAAAUUCCAAGGUGUGCGACUGCUGCGACAAGACCCCAUCGAAUGCCUUUUCUCUUUUAUCUGUUCCUCCAACAACAAUAUCGCCCGCAUCACUGGCAUGGUGGAACGGCUGUGCCAGGCUUUUGGACCUCGGCUCAUCCAGCUUGAUGAUGUCACCUACCAUGGCUUCCCCAGCCUGCAGGCCCUGGCUGGGCCAGAGGUGGAGGCUCAUCUCAGGAAGCUGGGCCUGGGCUACCGUGCCCGCUACGUGAGUGCCAGUGCCCGAGCCAUCCUGGAAGAACAGGGCGGGCUAGCCUGGCUGCAGCAGCUACGAGAGGCCUCCUAUGAGGAGGCCCACAAGGCCCUCUGCACCCUGCCGGGAGUGGGCACCAAGGUGGCUGACUGCAUCUGCCUGAUGGCCCUAGACAAGCCCCAGGCUGUGCCCGUGGAUGUCCAUAUAUGGCAGAUUGCCCAACGUGACUACAGCUGGCACCCUACCACGUCCCAGGCGAAGGGGCCAAGCCCCCAGAGCAACAAGGAACUGGGAAACUUUUUCCGGAACCUGUGGGGAGCUUACGCUGGCUGGGCCCAAGCGGUGAGUGUACCUUGGUUUCCUCUCCUCCAGCCCAGACCCCAUAGGACUUCUCCUCCAGCCCUGACCCAGCAGACUCUUCCACCACCACUGCCCCAGGUGGCCCUAAAGGACUCUCCAGCCACCCCUGUCCCAACCCCAGUGGACUCUCAUUGCCUUCGGCCCCAUUCCCAAGGACUCUUCCACCUCCCAGCACUGUCACUAGUCCCACCAGCCCUGACCCCAGUGUACCCUCCUCCCCACACCGACUCCACCCUCAUACAGGUGCUGUUCAGUGCCGACCUGCACCAAUCCCGCCGUGCUCAGGAGCCACCAGCAAAGCGCAGAAAGGGUUCCAAAGGGCUGGAAGUCUAGAUGGGGCACCCUGGACAAAGGAAUUCCCCAAGCCCCUUCCCCUCCAUUCCCCACUUCUCUCUCCCCAUCCCCACCCAGUCUCAUGUUGGGGAGGGGCCUCCCUGUGACCACCUCAAGGGCCAGGCAGCCCCAAAUCAAGCAGUCAGUUUGCACAACAAGGUGGGCUGGGGGCUAUCGGGGGAGACAGCACUAAGGAUGGUUUUAUCUUCUUCCCUUUAUUACAAGAAGGAACAAUAAAAUAGAAAUAUUUGUAUGGAAAA
Molecule: messenger RNA, 1902 nt
Organism: Piliocolobus tephrosceles (Ugandan red Colobus)
Lineage: Eukaryota; Metazoa; Chordata; Mammalia; Primates; Cercopithecidae
Gene: OGG1
Product: 8-oxoguanine DNA glycosylase
Exons: 6
Coding region: 344-1642 (432 amino acids)
Biological process (GO): base-excision repair, AP site formation; nucleotide-excision repair; base-excision repair
Cellular component (GO): nucleus
Molecular function (GO): damaged DNA binding; 8-oxo-7,8-dihydroguanine DNA N-glycosylase activity
Source: RefSeq, a predicted model, not a curated record